AUGGCGAAUGGCGCGGUGGAGAGAGAAAGUGGGGGUGGGUCGGCGAUGUUGUUCAGCGAGGACGAGCUGAGAGAGAUGAGUGGAGUGAAGAGCGGCGAGGAGUUUGUUGAGGUGACGUGUGGGUGUACCAGCCACCGAUACGGCGACGCUGUGGGUAGGCUUAGGGUUUUCCUCAACGGCGAUCUCGAAAUCGCCUGCGAGUGCACUCCUGGUUGCCAAGAAGACAAGUUGACUCCUGCUGCAUUUGAAAAGCAUUCUGGAAGAGAAACAGCUAGGAAAUGGAAGAACAAUGUUUGGAUCAUGGUCAAUGGGGAGAAGGUUCCACUGGCAAAAACUGUGUUGCUGAAGUACUACAAUCAAGCUUCAAAAAAUGCUAAUGGCUCACACAAGUCCAGCGGAAAAGUUUGUCAUCGUGAUGAGUUUAUCCGCUGUACCAAGUGCAACAAGGACCGAAGAUUCCGUCUGCGAUCGAAGGAGGAGUGCCGAGAACAUCAUGAUGCCUCGUUGGAUGAGAACUGGAAAUGUUCUGACCAUCCAUAUGACAGAAUAAAAUGCGAUAAUGACGAGGAACGAGCAAGUCGCAGAAUGUAUAGAGGCUGCUCCCGCUCCCCAACCUGCAAAGGUUGCACCUCAUGUGUGUGCUUUGGUUGCGAAAUAUGUCGCUUUACUGACUGCAGCUGCCAGACAUGCAGGGACUUCACAAGCAAUGCAAGAGCUCAAGUCUGAUGCAUUUGAUCUCGAUAUUGAUCAGGUUUUCAACAGGAUCCUCUUCAUGCUGCUCCUUUUCGAGGAAGCUACAAUUAACCAACAUCUCUUUUUCCCGAAGACUUUCUUGAAUUUGCCCACCAGCAUUUUGCAGCAUUGAUGUAAUUGACUGGCUAAAUCAUGAAAAAACAAAGCAUUUGUUUCUCCUCAUCAGAAGUUUCUUUAUGCACCGGCAGGGUUUUGGUAUGCGAAUCUGUUAGGCUGCUUAAGCUUACCUCGUUGUUGGGUCCCAAUAUAGUCGGAGAUUAUGCUUAAUAAGUCACACUAUGCAGCAUCAAAUUUGAUGAGCAGGAGAAGAUUUGUUGAGUAAUCAAAAAUGGACAUGGAUCAAUAUCCAGUGA
Molecule: messenger RNA, 1106 nt
Organism: Rhodamnia argentea
Lineage: Eukaryota; Viridiplantae; Streptophyta; Magnoliopsida; Myrtales; Myrtaceae
Product: protein ULTRAPETALA 1-like
Exons: 3
Coding region: 1-726 (241 amino acids)
Cellular component (GO): cytosol; nucleus
Molecular function (GO): DNA binding
Source: RefSeq, a predicted model, not a curated record